Cotesia congregata is the source of this 1257-nucleotide messenger RNA. NCBI's taxonomy places the organism in Eukaryota, Metazoa, Arthropoda, Insecta, Hymenoptera, Braconidae. The record is from the annotation of a GenBank genome assembly.
UUAACUGAUAAUCCAAAUCCCCAGUCCACGUCUAUACGGCUUUUAAGCUUGAAUAUUAAUAGUUUUAAUGGCCAUGUUGCCCAAUUUCUAGAUCUAGUUGCUGAUACAAAAUCACAUAUUAUUGCUAUAACUGAAACAUGGCUUAAACCACUACAAGACAACUCGUUACUUAAUUUAGAAAACUAUACAGUCUUUAGAAGAGAUAGAGGUUUAAUUCAUCCAGAAAAUGGUUGCUUCAUUAAGGGUGGGGUUAUCUUUGUACCCAAUACAGACAAUAUAAAUCAACCUGAAUCUUUAAUUCUUGAAGUCAUAUCACUGACUAGAAAUCGCUUAUUACUAUCAGUAAUCUAUCGUAGGCCUCAAGGUAAUCUUUUAGAUGAAUUUUUUAAUGUAAUUUGUAAAUUAAUGAUAAAUUACAAAAAUCUAAUAAUUACGGGAGACUUAAAUUUUGAUCUGUUGGAAUCCUCUAUAACACCUAAUCACUUACAGUCAUUUAUCACGGAAUUAUCAUUAUUUUGUGUCCCGUUUGGUGCUACGCACCAUUCAAAUAACAAAGAUUCGGGGUUAGAUGUUAUUAUUCUUGAUAAUCAAUCCAAAAUGGUCAAUUUUUGUAAAUCUAAUCAACCCUUUAUAAGCGGACAUGAUUAUCUUGUAUGUGAUUAUACGUUUGAUAUCUUGAAGCCUUCGGCGAAAAUUAUAAAUUAUAGAGACUAUUCUAAAACUAGUCAAGAAGCUCUGUGUAAUGCCCUGAUGCAAUCUCUCAAAAUUGAUAGUGAACUCUUGGAAAAUUCUAAUCCUAAUUAUUUAGCUAGCUUAUUUCAUGAUACUAUUAUUGAAAUUCUUGAUGAAUUUGCACCUAUUCGUUCACGCAAAAUUACUCACGUUCCUAAUCCCUGGGUCACAAAAGAACUUAAAACCAAGUGCAAAGCACAUGAUACUUUAUAUAAACGUGCUAAAAGAAAUAACAAUAAAGACCUAUUAAAUCUUUUUAAGAUUAAAAGAAAGGAAUUAAAAAUAGAACUAACGAAGGCCCGUGAAAAUUAUUUAUGCAAUGCACUAAGUAAUAUACCAGCAGGUUCAAAUGUAUGGAGUAAACUUAAGCAGUUGGGAUUAGUUAAAGGUUCAAAUUCCUCGCCCUUAAAUUUCUUUGACUCGAGAGAAUUAAAUAAUCAUUUUGCAAAAAUAGUAAGACAUCAUCCACCAUGUAAUGAAGCAACUUUUGAAGAAGUUAAAUCGUCUCAUAGUAGGCUAGUAAAU